AUGUCGUCUACGACUCCAUCGGAGAAUGGGUCUAAGAACCCCAGGGCUCUUCAUCCGACUAGGUCUUUUACCAGGAUGGAGACGCCGAAUGUGAGCCCGUUUGCCCGGACCAGGGCAAAGACAAUCCAAACUCUCAAUACCCCGGAAACUUUAGAUGCGGAUAGUCUUCCAUUGUCCUCAUCUCCGGACCAUGACGAUGCGUACGAAGGACCGGAUAUCUUCGAGAAGAGGGAUUCGACCGACUCCGACAUAGGAAGCGCUGCAGGGCAAAGUGAAGAGCCUUUUGGGCUCCCACGAGGCCUAAAAGAUGGAUCAGACACGCUUCCAAUCGAGUUAGCGAGCUUGUCUGACAGGUUUGUUGAGUCCUUGAGCGCCAAAACUCACCCUUCUCCUCCUUCGAUUGAUAAGAUUUCGGCGAUGUUUCAAGAGUUCUAUGUUCGCGCAGAAUCCCAUAUAGCAACGCACAUUUCGACACUUGCCUCCCGCAUCAAUCGGGAUGCCUCUCCUUCCAAAUCGAACGACGGUGCGGCGGACAAGGCCGGGACAGACCAUCAGAUGCUCACGGCCUCGGAAGUGACAGAGAGAAGAAAGGCACGGAAACAACUGGCGUACAAGCGGGUUGCGCUAGAAGAGACUGUUGAACGACGCGUGUGCGAGAGCGUUUACAGUAAAAUCUGGCGCCACAAAAGUACCUUGGAUGAAGUACGAGAUGAGAAGCUGCGUUCCAAGACUGCAGCGUUAUCAUUACUCGGAAUCACCCUGAAGGAUCUUGGCAUCGAGGUCCCUACGACAGAUGAAGAGAAGCAGGAAGAAGCCAGCAAACGGCUUUCUGCGGCCCGCGAGAGCCUGAUGAAAAUGAAUGAUGAAAGAUACCCCCUCGGCAAACUUCAACAUUUGAUCUCUGCGCACAAAGCAAUUGUGGACACUCUGACGAUUCUUCUUCCAUCCUCAUCCUCUGCUGAUGAGAUCCUACCUACGCUGAUUUAUUGUCUCAUCACGUCUCCGCCGGAAGGAAUUAACGUCAUCAGUAACCUGCUCUUCAUCCAGCGAUUUAGAUCCGCAAGUAAGAUGAAUGGCGAAGCCGCAUACUGCUUGACAAAUCUCGAGGCCGCGAUCAGCUUCUUGGAGGAUGUAGAUCUAUCCAGCUUAAAUGCAGAAAAUACGCCCGAUGGCCAGCCAAGACUCUUGAACGCCAUGACAACCCCGAAUGCAGAAAAGCUCGAUCCUCUUCGAUCCGCCAAAGAGACCUCGCAGCCAGCGGUAACAUCAGCCUCUGCAACCCCUGAGUUCUCGAAGCCCGCGAAGGAAGCAGCCUCUGCCAGUUUACCCAGGGCGCAGCUUUCUGUGCCGUCUGCUCAACAACGACGCCUGAGCAACCUGUUCCAACCCCCCGCCAAGGUCCUGGGCGCUGCUAAUGAUGCGGUGCGAAAUACCGCGGACCAGAGCCUGAAAAAUAUCAGUAACACCUUAGACAACAGUUUCAAUUUCCUUUUUGGCCGGCUCAAGGAGAUGCAGUCGAAUCAACGAGGUGGACCGGACGGUUCACGGCCAGUGGUCCCUAAGACUCUAGAUGAGGCUCGACGCCUUGUCACCAGCCCGAAUAUCCUCAACGACAAAAGCACUGCAAACGAAGAUAUGUCGAUAAAAGAUGAUAGAUUACGGCCCGAAGAUAGACGCAGAGGCCGCGUCGAUGGCCGACAGAGCCCUCGAGACAGGAGCGUUGACAGCACCAAGAGCAACGAUAGCACGCGGAGACCUCUUGCACCACGCUCAAAUUCGCAAAAGGAUCAAGCGACCCCAAGUCCAAGCACUGGUGGCUCCAUCUUCACCCCCAGCUCUGGCUCCACACCACUGGAGUCGAUGAAGAACUUCAGCAACACGUUCAACCCACUGAACCACAUCCCCGGGAUGAUUCGCGGGUUUGGUCGCAGCGCGCCUGAGACGCCAGCAACGACCAAUAUCCCAGAACGACUCAGACCUUUGGCUUCUUCCACUUCCACUUCCGAUCACCCACCAUCAACAGAGUUGGCGGGGUUGUCCAAGAUCGACCCCCCGAUUAAGCGUUUCCUGGAAGUUCAGGACGCGCAGGACCUCAAACUGGGCGAAGUGGCCGAGCUACUGGAUGACUAUAAAAGACUUGCCACGGCAUUACUCAAUCUUGGCGUGUUGAAUGGGCGAGCUGAUCAGUGA
Rasamsonia emersonii CBS 393.64 is the source of this 2190-nucleotide messenger RNA. Its product is annotated as VPS9 domain protein. The transcript is spliced from 2 exons. Gene Ontology annotation, biological process: vesicle-mediated transport. Gene Ontology annotation, molecular function: small GTPase binding; guanyl-nucleotide exchange factor activity. Bases 1 to 2190 code for a protein of 729 amino acids. The record is from RefSeq and is a predicted model, not a curated record. Gene Ontology annotation, cellular component: cytosol; endocytic vesicle. Lineage: Eukaryota; Fungi; Ascomycota; Eurotiomycetes; Eurotiales; Trichocomaceae.